CAGAUACCAUUUCCCAAGAAAAAAAAGAUUUAAAAAAAGUUUUUUUCAACAAUGAUCGGAGAUAUCUCCCCGCCGGUCGCUUCAAUUCCAGUUGUUGAAGGAAAUGCGGAAGUGAGGAAGCCGAAGAAUCUUCUUCCGCCGCUUUCAAUGGUGGCGUCUCAUUUUGGCACAAGCGGACUUUCCGUCGCGUUGGCCACUGGCGUGACUCAUCCUCUCGAUGUGCUGAAAGUAAGAUUGCAGAUGCAGCAUGUCGGCCAAAGAGGCCCUUUAAUUGGAAUGACUGGGAUCUUUGUUCAACUAAUGAAGAAUGAAGGGCCUAGGUCUUUAUACUUGGGAUUGACUCCUGCUCUCACUAGAUCAGUACUUUACGGGGGUCUCAGAUUGGGAUUAUACGAACCCACCAAGGUUUCUUUCGAUUGGGCGUUUGGGUCUACAAAUGUCUUGGUCAAGAUAGCAUCAGGCGCAAUUGCUGGGGCGUUUUCCACAGCAUUAACCAACCCUGUUGAAGUUGUAAAGGUAAGGUUGCAGAUGAAUCCAAACGCAGUUCCCAUUGCAGAAGUGCGGGAGAUAGUCGCUAAAGAAGGCAUAGGAGCCUUAUGGAAAGGAGUGGGUCCUGCCAUGGUUAGAGCUGCAGCACUAACUGCCUCACAGCUUGCAACAUACGACGAAACCAAGCGGAUUCUGGUUAAACGAACUCCUCUAGAAGAAGGGUUUCAUCUUCAUUUGUGCUCAAGUGUGGUUGCAGGUGUAGUAAGCACUCUGAUAACUGCGCCCAUGGACAUGAUUAAAACCCGCUUGAUGUUGCAGCAAGAUUCCGAAAGCUCCAGAAUCUACAGAAACGGGUUUCAUUGUGGUUACAAGGUUGUUCGCAAAGAAGGACCUUUGGCACUUUACAAAGGAGGCUUUGCGAUUUUUGCACGGCUCGGGCCGCAAACGAUGAUCACCUUCAUACUCUGCGAGAAGCUAAGAUCACUCGCUGGACUUCACACAAUGUAGCCACUGACCAAUUCGUGCCCAAGCUUGUCCAGCUAAGUUCUACUCCAAUUUUUUAUUAUUAUAAUUUUUUCACACUACGUGAGAUUUUUUUUCAUCACAAAAUCUUUAUUUAUUCUUUAUUUGUUAUUGUCUAACAUGUUAGUAUUAAUUUCAAUUGGAUACAAUAUUAGACAUUUCUCAGUUUUUUCAAACGCCUAAUUGAUUACUCACUUUUGAUCAAAAGAAAAGAUUAUGUGAUUCUACAGUCUUUUUCAAUUUGAGGUUUAUGUGGUUUGCUAUUAGUCGGAAUUAGAAUCAACUUUUAUUAUAAAGAAAAAGUACUUUUUUAGUUGGUACAUUCCUAUUGUCUUCUAGAUGACUAGAUCCAAGCUUUGAUGUAAAUUGAGCCUUUUUGCUCAAUUAGAUUGGAUAGGCAUUGAAUUGAAAUGAAAUGAUAGUUAUCCAAAAAUAAAAUAUGUACGUAGUGGUUAUGUCGGAAUCACUUCUAUAUUACAGAGUGUGUCACUCUAAUAAAUAAAUUUGUUU
This is a messenger RNA of Eutrema salsugineum, 1521 nucleotides long. RefSeq names its product mitochondrial substrate carrier family protein ucpB. The record is from RefSeq and is a predicted model, not a curated record. Lineage: Eukaryota; Viridiplantae; Streptophyta; Magnoliopsida; Brassicales; Brassicaceae. The transcript has 9 exons. Bases 52 to 996 code for a protein of 314 amino acids.